Varanus komodoensis (Komodo dragon) is the source of this 1683-nucleotide messenger RNA. It is a transcript of the gene RCCD1, whose product is annotated as RCC1 domain containing 1. NCBI's taxonomy places the organism in Eukaryota, Metazoa, Chordata, Lepidosauria, Squamata, Varanidae. The coding region runs from base 406 to 1464 and encodes 352 amino acids. The record is from RefSeq and is a predicted model, not a curated record. The transcript is spliced from 8 exons.
ACAGUGCAAGUCACGCCAUAAAAGGCGAGCGGGGGAGAUUAACAGCAUCAUCGCUUCCAGUAUAUUUGGCGUGAGGUGGUUAUGUGUGAUGUUAAAUGGAUACUGAAAGUGGUGAUUUGGGAAUUCCCAAGAAAGGAAGAGUUGGAGGCAAAAGCGGUCCAAGACUCGUGAACUGUCCUCCAGGGCCAGAAAUCUGUGUCUGCAGAGCCGGAAGCGUCUGUGUCUCUCUGACAUGUCGGCUUUAUACCCACCUCUGGGUGGAGGUGCAGGGAGCAGAAGGGCCUGAUGAGCAGGCGCAUGCCUUUCUUGCCGCCUGUGCAUAGAAACCUUUGCUGUAGGGAGUGACCUGAUUUGAUUCCAAGAGCUGGAAGCCAUGUUCGUUCCAUUGAUCUGAAAAGCUUCUGUAUGAAAGACUCAGCCCCAGGUCCCGCGUCGGGGCCGGUGCUGCAGGGCGCGCUGUGCGCAACGCUGCCCCGGGACUGCCUGGACGCGCUGCCGUCGGAGACGCACCUGCUGCUGUUGCGGGAGGCCGCCCUGGAGGGCUGGCCCUUGGGGGCGGAGGAGGACUCGCCCGGCCUUCUGGAGGGGCAGCCGGCGUGGCGCCGGGAGCUUCCCGCGGAGGCCGCGGCUGCAGCAGAUCUGCCCCUGGUACCCGGCGGCUACGUGGCCCCACGGCCUCCCUUCUUCACGCCGUUGCCGGACGCGCUGCAAGCUCGCCAGCUAGCCCUGGGCCACGAACACGCGGUGCUGCGGAGCGCGGCAGGGACCGUCUUCUCCUGGGGCGGUGGCAGGCACGGGCAGCUGGGUCACGGGGAGCUGGAGAGCGGGCCGGAGCCGCGGCUGGUGGAGGCCUUGCACGGGAUCCUGGUAGUGGCAGUCAGCGCAGGUGGCUGGCACUCCACCGCCGUCAGUGAGACCGGCGACUUGUACGUGUGGGGCUGGAAUGAGUCCGGGCAGCUUGCGCUGCCUUCCAAAGCUGUGGCUGAGAGUCAGGCAGCUGCUCCAGUGGAUGUGAGCAGCGGGGAAGUGCCCCAGGCCCAGCGCCCUUCCUUGGAGGCAGAGGCAGAGGAUGUGGAGCUGCAAGUAGGACAGCAGCAAGUGGUGGAAGACCGUGUGGGUGGCGAAGCCGGCUUCAUCUCAGUCCAGGCCUUGCCCGCUUUGCUGGACAUGCCUCACGGGGCAGAGGUCAGCAGGGCCAGUUGUGGAUCGCGACACACUGCCGCUGUGACAAGCACUGGUGAGCUGUACACCUGGGGCUGGGGCAAAUACGGCCAGCUGGGACACGGGGACACAGUCAGCUCUGACCAGCCCAGGAGAGUGCGCUACUUCGCGGAACGUGGCUUACGCGUGGCUGAUGUGGUGUGUGGCCCGUGGAGCACUUACAUUCACGCCGUGGAGCAGCAGCACCGGGAAGAUGGCGGUCGCCUGGAAAGGAAGCCCUUGCUCCGAGAUGGGCCGAGGUAGCUGGGGGCAAGACAGGCUUGCCAUGGCCGGGAGCCCAGCAGCCCACCCACACGGAGCCCAGCCCGAGCGCUUGGAGCUCCGGCCCACCUGUUCCCCCGUCAGGUGUGCGGCACUCGCUGUGUCUCGGGGGCCCCAGCAGCUGCUUUGGGGAGUCGUGCUUAGACUCAUCCGUUUUCAAAGGCAGCUUUCCCAUUAAAGAGACCAGGCCCAAGUGCAGAA